This is a messenger RNA of Heterobilharzia americana, 1815 nucleotides long. Lineage: Eukaryota; Metazoa; Platyhelminthes; Trematoda; Strigeidida; Schistosomatidae. The record is from the annotation of a GenBank genome assembly.
GAGACAUUGAAAACGGUGCACUUUCAAAUGACAGUGCAAUACAACCAACUUGUCCUUACAGGUGGUCCUGGCGUAUUCUUUAAGCUUUUACUGAGAUGGCGAGGCUGUGUGUUCAAACUAAUUUAUGUCGACGUCAUUGUGUUCAUGACUUUAUACACUAUAAUCAGCUGUGUAUAUCGUUUCUCCCUUCCAGACGAAGCGAAAAGGUUUGACUCUCUGUUUGAAAUGCCUAAAAUAUUUCAGGGUGUUUGAAAGAACUGUGGUUUUUACACAGAGUUUUCAGGGACUGAUUCCUGUUUCUUUCAUCCUUGGUUUUUACAUCGACAAUGUUUUCUCAAGGUUUUGGAGAUUAUUCAUGACUAUCCCAUGGGUACUGAAAUUCGCUAUUUCUAUUUCUGGACAUAUUGCUGGAAAUUCAGAACGCGCCCGAUUAAUGCGUCGCACAUGCUUUCGUUACAUGAUGUCAAGUCUCAUCAUAACUUCCACUCGUCUCAACUUGGUUGCUAAGAAGCGUUUCCCUACACCAGAGUUCUUUGUUGCUGCAGGCAUACUUACAGACGAAGAGUUAAAAAUAAUCAUGAAUGUUAAUCCUACUCAUAUGCAACCCUUUGUCCCUGUCAUAUGGACCACUUCCCUCAUUACUCGUGCUAAAAAAGAAGGGUUGAUUGUAAACCACCAUGCUUUAGUUUCUAUUAUCGAUGAAAUAAAUAAUUUUCGCCAAGGUCUGUUGGAUAUGUUCAUGAUGGAUUUCGUUUGCAUCCCGUUAGUGUACACACAGGUUGUAACACUGGCGGUGUAUAUUUAUUUCGUCGCUUCACUUGUUGGCCGUCAGUUUAUAUUAGAUGAUUCACCUUAUUCAUCACAAGUGAAUUCGAAAGAUCUAUAUUUUCCGUUUUUCACGUUUUUGGAGUUCAUUGUGUAUAUGGGUUUGUUAAAAGUUGCUGAAACACUUGUAAAUCCCAUGGGAGAAAAUGAUGAGGAUAUUGAUAUUAAUGAGGUGAUAGACUUUAAUUGGAAAACCGGUUGGUGUAUUGUUGAUGGGAUGAAAUCAAGUGUUCCGCCUAUUGUACGAGACAUACACUGGCAACAGUCGGUCAUAGAAUUGCCACACACUGAAGAAUCGAAACGAUUAGCUUCUCAACCAUUCAGGGGAUCUACAUAUAACAUAAAUCUCCCAGUCAAUCCAGACUUAUUCGGAUCUAUGGUGUCUUUGUCUAUGCUUGGUCAUUCGCAAGAUUUAACAGCUUUGCGUCAUUUCAGUCGACAAAGCACUACAGUUAUUCCCACCAGGUUGAUGUCUAUAGAAAGCGCUCUUCCCACUGAGACUGAUAACAACACAAGGUUGAACGAUGAUGGGCAUUUAUCUGCGGAAGCUGGAUUGUUAGUUGCCGCUCCUCUUACUCCUGUUACAACAAGCCGACUACUCCAUGAACCGAUAAAAGAGGAAGAUGAGGAACACGAAACUGAUGACCAAUCUCUCGGUGGAUUGAAAGACAGUGGGGAAAGUAUGAUGAAUAAAAAAGCACACCUGAAAAAGAUUUGAAAAAUAAUAUUCGCUUUGAUGUCAUUCUCCGAAGAAUACAUGGGCUCUACUGUUAGUGCUAAAGAACCACCUUUUUACUUUCUGCACUCGGAUAGAUGUGAUAUUUUAUAUAUAAUACUACAAUCAUUAGUUAAUUGAAACAUUAUAUGAUUUUUGAAAAGUUACCAGCGCUUGUACCCUGUUUGGAUGACUAUUCUCUUCUUGCUGCUUACUACUAUAAUUAUGCAGAAUACUUUAGUCAAAAUCCCUUUAAUAAAAUAUCCGGUUUUUUU